UAUAUACUUACUAAUAAGUUCUAAUUUUUGAUAAUUUCAGGAAAAAGAUGAAAGGAUGAAAUCUAAUCCAGACCUAUACUUUAACUGUGCUACUGUAAACAAAUAUCUAGAAAACUAUGAAAUGGCCCUUACUGGAUUUGAUGCUGCUGCUUUAAAGGAUCCUGGUCUCAAUGCUACCAAAGAGGUUCAAAAGAUUGUUAACCUUCUUGACAAGCUAGAUAAUUUGUUAAGGGGACAUGCCAGAUCUAAACGACUUGCAUCUUUAGCAUCAUCUCUGGCUGUGGUAAAUUGUAUGCCACCUUACUCUUUCAUGUAGUGUAGCUUAUGGUGAUUUAUGAACUUGAGUGAGCAUGGCCAUUAUCCUUUUUAUUUGUGGGAAAUAUACUAAUUUUUGUCAUUUGCGUUGUUUGUAAGUGAAUUCGUCAUAUAAAAGGGCUACUAUAAAUCUUUUAUCAGAGGGUCUGAACAAAGCAGUAG
Rosa chinensis is the source of this 477-nucleotide messenger RNA. Its product is annotated as tetratricopeptide repeat protein 5. The record is from RefSeq and is a predicted model, not a curated record. The transcript has 3 exons. Gene Ontology annotation, molecular function: protein binding. The coding region runs from base 56 to 316 and encodes 86 amino acids. Lineage: Eukaryota; Viridiplantae; Streptophyta; Magnoliopsida; Rosales; Rosaceae.